AAGGAGCUCCAAUGUUGUGUCGCGUGUUCUAUCUACUCUUGGUCAGCGAAGAACAGAACAGAUCCAUUUUACACUUUCUCAAUCACCCAGUCGUACGUCAAGCUUAACCGCGACAGGUCCGCUAGCGGUGCAGAUUCGCCGAUGUGACGAUUUAAUGGCAAAAUCUGUUACAUUCCGGGCGCCACGGCCGAGGAGAUACAUAUGAAGCUGCUCGGCUGGACGCUAGUAGAGAGGUUCAUUAAUGAAACGGCAUGCUUGUAAGAGACUGGCUGCACAUCGCCACGUGGGAUGAAUGAAGAGGAAUUGUUGAAACGGUCUGCUGCAGAGCGUGAUAGGAUUUUCAGUUGCUAUGAUCGUGGUAGGGAGGGUGCUGAGAUUGAUCCUUGGGAGGAUCCCGGCUAUGAAGUUUAUCAUACCACAGAUAGAUAUGGAUUCAUACACGAUAAGAGGUUACCACAGAAACGGGAUGCAUAUGAGGUCAAGUUGCAUCACGUAGAGAUGGAAAGACUGAAAAAAUGGGAGAAAAUGACGAAACAAUGGGAUAGUGCCUCGACAAAGGAAAAACUACGCCGUAGAAUAUACAAAGGAAUUCCUAAUAGAUUUCGUGGUCAAGUAUGGACCUUACUUUUAGGAAUAAAGACUCUAAAAAAGGAGCAGGCAGGCAAAUAUGAAGAGAUGCUACAGUUGGCCCGCCAAUGGUCUACGGAGAUACGACAGAUUGAUGCCGACGUUGCCAGACAAUACAGAGAUCAUAUUAAUUAUAGAGAGAGAUAUAGCAUAAAACAAAAGUCUAUGUUUUACGUACUGGCUGCCUACAGUAUGUACAACAUGGAAGUAGGAUAUUGCCAAGGAAUGUCUGUACUAGCUGGUCUACUGCUGCUUUACAUGGAUGAGGAAGAUGCUUUCUGGGGCCUUUCUGUGUUGCUUGCCGAUCAAAAAUAUAGCAUGCAUGGCUUUUACGUCGAUGGAUUUCCUAAAUUAAAUCGCUUCAUAGAGCACCAUGACAAGAUAAUGAACAAAUUUUUGCCGAAACUGAAAAGAAAAAUGGAUAAGUGCGGCUGCGAUUCUAUACUCUAUGCGUUGAAGUGGUUCUUCGUUGUUUUUCAAGAAAGAACUCCUGUUAGUCUUGGUCUCCGUAUCUGGGACAUAUUUCUGUUGGAUGGUGAUCGCAUGUUGUCGGCAAUGGCAUAUACCGUUAUGAAGCUGCAUAAGCGCUAUUUGAUCCCGAUGGAGAGUCUUGAUGAAUUUUGCAAUUAUCUGCAAAUCAAGCUGGAAAAGGAUUUUUGUUUCGAUGACGACACCGUGAUAAGUACGAUGGAGCGCAGCAUGGAAGAGUUAAAGCGUGCCAAAUUAGACUAUUCAGGUGCCCCGUUGCCACAUGAACUACCCCGUUAUCCGUUUGGUACUUUCCAAGAACCAACUUUUACCAGCAAGGUUGGAAGGCGAAGCGAAGAAUUUAGCGAAGCUCAGCAUGUAAUGCGAGAGUCAGUGGCGCAACGCAGGGAUAUGACAUUGAUCGACGACGGCAGGGAGAGCACCACGCCUGUCGAGCCGACUAGUGGUCUUGGCGGAAGUAAAUUCUCCUUUGAUCCGAGUCUCGACGAGGGCACAUCUCCCAACGGCUCUCGUCGGUCGUUAGCCGAGACGUCGGUGACAUCGACGGCUGAUUUGUCGGUAUUCAGCUCGGCGACGCGUUCCCAGGUCCUGGACAACAGUCUGGACACUCAGAGUAAUAUCUCGAACGCGAGCUCGGGCAGCGGCGGUCUGCCCACACCGCGAGCGACGCCGCAUCAGCCCAGUCCAGACGUUGUGCGAAUCUACGUGCCGUAUACGUCGCCCACGUACACGUCGUCGGCAGUGGCUUCUUACAAGGAUGACCUCCCGCGCACACUGCCCCGUUCCCUGGACACCAACAAGAUUCGCAUCCGCAUUGAUCCAGAUCAGACUCCUAUUGUCGAGAAUCUAAAGCCGUUCACACUCGAGAGUCCAGAAGUCGAAUUAGAUUUGAAAUAA
This is a messenger RNA of Cyphomyrmex costatus, 2013 nucleotides long. RefSeq names its product USP6 N-terminal like RN-tre (gene RN-tre). Lineage: Eukaryota; Metazoa; Arthropoda; Insecta; Hymenoptera; Formicidae. The transcript is spliced from 8 exons. Gene Ontology annotation, molecular function: small GTPase binding; GTPase activator activity. Bases 289 to 2013 code for a protein of 574 amino acids. The record is from RefSeq and is a predicted model, not a curated record. Gene Ontology annotation, biological process: regulation of GTPase activity.